AUGGCAUCCACUCAAACGCCGAAGCGCCGAGUCCACCUCUGGAACACCCUCGAGCGCCACAUGGUCUUUAUAGAACUCACAGAGUAUGAGCAGACGAGCGCAGAGUGCGCUCGCUUGUUCAACUACCACUUUGCCGCCAACUUCGCUGUCCCACCAGAUGCAGAGCGCAUUCGCGACGAAUACGCCACGCGAAAUGGAGGAGGCCGGUCCAAGAUGUGGGAGCGGGAAAUUGAGAGGACCACAUACACUGCGCAGCAAGGGGCGGAACGUGCGCAGGCGCGACAAAUGAUACAAGUCGCGGCGCAGGCAUUGGGUAUCACACUCAAUCCGCGCGCAGGUACUGCCUCUGCUGGUGCUGGCGCUGAGUCUCGUGCUGCCCAAACGCACGCCAACGCCAACCCAACCAACGCCGCCGAUGACGAUAGCGACGACUCCAGCAUCCUCUCCUCACCUCCUGCCUCGCCACUGGCACCGCUCUCUCCAACUGUGCAGGGAUCGUCAGGCGCUGCCGACACGACUGCCAGCCCAAGCGGAUCAAAGCAGAAGCGAGACGAGGAUUCCGACGACUCAAGCGUCCUGUCCUCUCCGCCAGCAUCACCAAUCGCAGGGCCCCUUCCAGCUUCGCAGGUAUCCUCAGGUGCCGCCAGCAACUCUGCUGGCCCAAGUUCGUCCAAGCGAAAGCGCGAAGAUGAAGAAGAGAGUGAAGCAGUCAAGGAGGGCCAGACCGAGCCUUCCGACUCAGACGCGGACGAGGAGGAACCCGAGCACGCACAGGUCCCCACGAGUCCCUCUGGGCAUGUCCAAGUUCCUCCACCACCAAGUACCACUCCGGCGCAGGAAGGCCCCAAGAAGAACAAGACAUCCUCGACGAACGGACGCCCAGCAAAGAAGAGACGGGCCACGCGGCAGACGACUCGCGAAGACGACGAGGCCCGCAACGCCCGGCCAGGAUUUCCUGAGAAGUACUUGUUCAUGGCCCGCCACCAAUUCGAGCCGAACUCUCGCCUUCUGGCUCUCUUGGACAAGAAGUGGGAGCAGGAGCAGUCUGCGCAGGCACAGCAAGCGUCUGCCAAGGAGGCAGAGCAAGCGCCUGCUGAAGUACAGCAACCACCUGUGCAGCCAGACGCUCAGGUGGCUGCUAUUCUUCGCCAAGCUGCUGCCCAAGCUGCCCGAAUCGCCAAAGCUCGAGCGUUUGGUGAUCAGAUCCUGGCUCGCACGGUGGUUCCGAGUGAGUGA
Zasmidium cellare ATCC 36951 is the source of this 1236-nucleotide messenger RNA. RefSeq lists its product as uncharacterized. Lineage: Eukaryota; Fungi; Ascomycota; Dothideomycetes; Mycosphaerellales; Mycosphaerellaceae. The record is from RefSeq and is a predicted model, not a curated record. Bases 1 to 1236 code for a protein of 411 amino acids. The transcript is spliced from 3 exons.